GACCUGACCAGACCCAGACGCAGGGAUGUGUGGUUCAGUGUGGUGUCUGCUGCUUCUGUUGCUCUGUCCUGGUACUGAUGAGAUGGUGCUGGAGGACAAAGCCUUAGCCAGCCAGUCAGGGUGGCGUACAUAUGAGCUGCAGAGAGGACAGAAUGGCAUCAACAGCUUCAAAAGGCAUUCAGACGGAACGUUCACCAAUGACUACACCCACUACCUAGAUAAGAUCAAGGCUAAAGACUUCAUACAGUGGCUGGCCAGCACCAAACGAGAGAAAUGCAAGGAGCUUCCCCUCAACCUAGAGGGGGUGUGAGAAGACCCAGACACCACCAGAAGUACCACAAGGACGUUUCCUAGCUACAUCAUAUACAGCAGUGGAGGCUGUUGAGCGGAGAACGGCUCAUAAUAAUGGCUGGACCGGAGCAAAUGGAAUGGAAUCAAAGACCUGGAAACCAUGGAAACCAUGUGUUUGAUGUAUUUGAUACCCUUCCACUAAUUCCGCUCCAGUCAUUACCACAAGCCCGUCCUCCCCAAUUAAGGUGCCACCAACAUCCUGUGAUGGGCAGUAUCAUAAAACAGGACCUUCUACCAACUAAAAAUAAAAAAAUAA
Molecule: messenger RNA, 607 nt
Organism: Oncorhynchus kisutch (coho salmon)
Lineage: Eukaryota; Metazoa; Chordata; Actinopteri; Salmoniformes; Salmonidae
Product: glucagon-like
Exons: 3
Coding region: 26-310 (94 amino acids)
Biological process (GO): negative regulation of apoptotic process; adenylate cyclase-modulating G protein-coupled receptor signaling pathway; positive regulation of insulin secretion involved in cellular response to glucose stimulus
Cellular component (GO): extracellular region
Molecular function (GO): glucagon receptor binding; hormone activity
Source: RefSeq, a predicted model, not a curated record